UUGGGGGAUUUUUUUUUAAAGAAGCAACAAAAAUGAUUGAAUUUCUGUCAUGCAAUUUAAUCGUUUUUCAACUUCAGGUCCCAAUUGUAGAAUUUGAUAUAAUCCUAAUUACUCAGAAAGUUGAUUCCUAUUCUCACAAAUGUCCAAACAUAAAAAAGUAUCCUAUUUUUAUGGUUGAACAUUUAAGAACUGACAUACAACUGCAGGGGAAAAACAUCACCUGGAAUUACUUAAAACAAAGAAAAAGAACAGGAAAGUAAAUAGAGAGUUUCCAUUACUGUUUUUUAAAAAAUGAAGUUUUCCUCUGUUUCUGAUUGUAGUCCCUUCGUCCAUAUCAUCUCCAAUCAUUAGACAGUUACACUUGUAAAUGCAAGUUUCUGCAUGAGCAUGUUUGCUGACUGUUUUUCAACCGCUCUUACAUGCACGCACACUGUAGUCACCAAAGAUAACAUGUUUCUGCUUGUCAUUUUUGCGAUCGCAUAAAGAUGCACUACUUUCACGUGGGAGCUCAAACUGUGACAAGUUGAACUCCUCUACUGUCUCCUAACUUCAUGUCUCUCAAUGGGAAGCCACCAAAGCAGCUGUUCCAGAAAGAUGUGAAAUGAAUCUUGAUCACCGGAUGCACCUCUAACCAGUACUAAAGAUGUUUCACUCCUCACUCUGCAGUGAGAAGUCUCCGUGGAAAAGAGCCAGGCGUUGGUUGUUCUAUGUCAUGCUCUCCCUCAUGUUGGGAGUUUUAGUUCUCUACAGUUGGUUCUCAUCAUCUUGGAGACCUCUGCUGAUUCAGAGGGACGACAACAAGACGGCAGUUCAAACUAUUUCACCUUCUCACUAUAUACCCUCACAGUUCUAUGUGGAAUACCCGUACCAAUACCAUUUCAUACUGGAUGAACCAAACCGAUGCCGACAGGAGAGCCCCUUCGUGGUGGUCAUGAUCCCAGUGGCCCCACAAAGCAAAGAGGCUCGUGACAUCAUUCGCAGCACAUGGGGAAGAGAAAAUUGGGUGUUGGGCCAGUUGAUCAGCUACUACUUCCUCCUGGGAAAGUCUAGAAUAGGUAACGACGCAGAGCCACCUGAUGAACAGAUUUUGAAUGAAAGCAAGAAGCACCACGACAUCCUCCAGAGUAACUUCUUGGACAGCUACAAAAAUCUCACCAUUAAAACGAUGGUCAUGUUGGAGUGGCUCACCUCCCACUGCCCCAACACCUCCUAUGCCAUGAAGAUCGACUCGGACACCUUCCUCAAUGUACACAACCUCGUCGACAUGCUCCUGAAAGCCCCCCGCCAUGACUACAUGACGGGCCUGGUGGCACGGGGCGCCGCAGUUCUUCGAGACCCGACUUCCAAGUGGUUUCUGUCGCCCAACGUCUUCCCCGAGGAUUCGUACCCUCCGUACGCACUGGGAGUUGGCUAUGUCUUGUCCCUGGAUCUGCCCAAGCGGAUACUGGAAGCGUCCAAAAAGGUUCAGGCUGUCUACAUUGAAGAUGUGUACAUGGGUUUGUGCAUGAGACAUUUAGGGAUUCAGCUGACGGAGCCUCCACGCGGCGGUUUGUUUGUCAUCAACAUGCCUUCAGAAAGGACGGGCUGCUACUUCGCCUCUGUCAUUGUCUCAUUACUGCACAACUCUGAGCAGAUUUUGGAUGCAUGGAAGGCUUAUGAGACUCAACCACACUGCUAGACCUUCAAUGUUUGGUGGAAUUUUCACCCACAUGCACACGUACCCUGCUGGGGAGGAAACCGAUGGAAUGCAGAAGAAGUUUCGAAACUGUGUGCAACAACUGUGCCAUUAUUUAAAGUCUAAUUUAUUACUUUUUUAAAAAGAUUGUAUAAGUUGACAUGUUUUUCAUAUUAUUAUUGUUCCAACUAGAGGUGUGC
Messenger RNA from Poecilia latipinna (sailfin molly), 1875 nucleotides. Its product is annotated as beta-1,3-galactosyltransferase 2-like. Gene Ontology annotation, cellular component: Golgi membrane. The record is from RefSeq and is a predicted model, not a curated record. Gene Ontology annotation, biological process: protein O-linked glycosylation. Gene Ontology annotation, molecular function: N-acetyl-beta-D-glucosaminide beta-(1,3)-galactosyltransferase activity. The coding region runs from base 644 to 1678 and encodes 344 amino acids. NCBI's taxonomy places the organism in Eukaryota, Metazoa, Chordata, Actinopteri, Cyprinodontiformes, Poeciliidae. The transcript is spliced from 4 exons.